Molecule: messenger RNA, 1117 nt
Organism: Agrilus planipennis (emerald ash borer)
Lineage: Eukaryota; Metazoa; Arthropoda; Insecta; Coleoptera; Buprestidae
Product: aquaporin AQPcic-like
Exons: 7
Coding region: 217-963 (248 amino acids)
Biological process (GO): transmembrane transport
Cellular component (GO): plasma membrane
Molecular function (GO): water channel activity
Source: RefSeq, a predicted model, not a curated record
AUUAAGCUUUUAUGGCAGAGGCGAUUAUGUCGUUGUAGUUUAUAAAAUUGUUAUCUUACGGUGAAAGCGAAAAUUUUCAAUUAUUGUUAUCAUCUGUGUAAGAUUAAUCGGCGAGGUAAAGUAAGCAAGUUUUGUCGGAUCAUUAUUAGUUCUCUGCAAAAUUUUGUAGUGUAAAUAGGCAGUGGCAAAGGUCGAAAGCUUUUAUUAAAUUUAGUGAUGAUUGGUAUACUAGAUAAACUGUGUGCUGCAUCAAAAAGGAGUAAUAAUGAUACUAAAGAAGAAAAACCUAGUGUACUGGUCCUAUUCCUAGCUGAAGUUGUUGGAACUGCUAUGCUCAUAUUUUUAGGAUGUAUGGGAUGUGCAACAGGAAUGGUAGAUAUGGACGUGUUACCUCACUGGUCAGGUCUAAACUUUGGGCUAACAGUUAUGACUGUGAUUCAGACAGUGGGUCAUAUAUCCGGGGCUCAUCUUAAUCCACAAGUAUCUCUGGGAGCAGUUAUUUUGGGCAAAUUAGACAUACUGCUGUUUCCAGUGUAUUUGGUUGGACAAACAUUGGGUGCCUUAGCGGGUUUUGGUUUAUUAUGGGUACUGACUCCCAGUGACUAUCAUAACGAAUUGUGCAUAACAAAACUUCAUACGAAACUGAAUGUAUACCAGGGUUUAUUUGUGGAAGUAGUCAUAACUGCACUUCUUUUGAUGGUAUGUGCAGCAGUUUGGGAUCACAGAAAUUCUAGAAAUACUGAUUCUACGCCUGUUCGUUUUGGAUUGUUUAUUGCACUUAUGUCAAUGGUCGCGGGUCCAUAUACGGGAGCAAGCAUGAAUUCAGCAAGAAGUUUAGCUCCAGCCAUACUUACCAACAGUUGGAGUAAUCACUGGAUAUACUGGGUGGGUCCAACUGUAGGAGCUGUUCUCGGUUCUGGAUUUUAUAAAAUUGUCUUCUACCAAUCAAUUCCUAUAAUAUGAGUGGAACAUUCUUAAAUAGAUACUGUUAAACUUAAUAAGAAGGAUCAGAUUGUUAAUUUUAUUAAAUUGAAAUGUGAUCUGAAAUGUGCCAUAGAAAAGAUGUACAAAUUAGCCACACAUUUUUUUACAUUAAAAAUAGAAAGGUAUUUUAUUA